AUUCCCAAACCUUUAUUCGAAGCCAUUUCCUAUAUACAUAUAUAUUAGGGGUGUUGGAGGUGUAAAAAAUCCAAAGACCCUGUCUUCUCACAACCUCUCCAACACCAAAGAUGAAGAAUACCAUCUCUUUAGCUCUGCUCCAGCUUGCAUUUUCCUUCACUUUCCUUCCUGUAAGCCAGAAUUUAGCCCUGGAAUUGCAGGGACCUGGUGCCAACCUGAUAGAAACAACUUGCAAAGGAACACCCUUUUACAAUCUCUGCGUUUCAACCCUUCGAUCAGACCCUCGAAGUUCCAGUGCAGACCUGUUGGGGCUAGCCCAUAUAGUAGCAGAUAAACUGAAGGCCAAAACCACUGCAACACUGGGGCAGAUUACAGGGUUGCUUAAAGGGGCCAAAGAUCCAAAGUUGCGAAUGGCCUUGCGUGACUGUUUUGAUUAUUACAACGCUAUUAUUAAGUAUGAUAUUCCAGUGACUAUUGAUGCUGUUGCCAAAGGUAAUCCAAAGUUUGGCGUCCAGGGUGCAACUGAUGCAGCCAAUGAAGCUGAUGCUUGUGAAAGGAGAUUCAAAAACCAACCCAAGUUUCCAAUUUCUAGUAGUAACAAGGUUGUGCAUGAUCUUUCUGCUGUGGUUGCAUCCAUUGUCCAAUUAUUACUCUGAGGCUGAUCUUGUCAUUUUUCUAAAAUGUAGACUUGUGUUUAAUAUUAAACGAUCUCCAAUAAAAAAAAGCACGUAUAAAAGUGGUAGAAAUCUUUGAAAAGGAAUAAAAUAGUUAACGAUUAGUACUGGAAUUUA
Molecule: messenger RNA, 791 nt
Organism: Durio zibethinus
Lineage: Eukaryota; Viridiplantae; Streptophyta; Magnoliopsida; Malvales; Malvaceae
Source: RefSeq, a predicted model, not a curated record